Molecule: messenger RNA, 387 nt
Organism: Talaromyces rugulosus
Lineage: Eukaryota; Fungi; Ascomycota; Eurotiomycetes; Eurotiales; Trichocomaceae
Exons: 1
Coding region: 1-387 (128 amino acids)
Source: RefSeq, a predicted model, not a curated record
AUGACUAAUAAUAGUCUUACCUUAGUCAAGGACCAAGUUAGCAUCUACUCUCGAAUCAUGCAACCACAGAACUACGAUGAGAAUGUGUCUUACCUGUUUGGUUGGGGCAUCUCGCAGCCGCUGAACCAGACUGUCCCUAUCACCUUGAACCGGCUUGUUUACACAAAGCCGCAAGGUAACAGCACCCCAGAGUACUACCAGGAUAUUGUGAAUCUGCCAAAAUUAGCUCCUCUCGAGGUUGCAGUUGCUAAUAGGUCGAUGAUCGCUGUGGUAGGGACUGCUGCACAGCUGCCACAAGUUCAGCAGUAUGCGGAUCAUCUCUCUCCUGCCCUCUGCUUUAUCCAAAAAAAAAAAGAAGUGUUGGCUCUUCUCAUUGACUCGACAUAG